Molecule: messenger RNA, 2002 nt
Organism: Lacerta agilis (Sand lizard)
Lineage: Eukaryota; Metazoa; Chordata; Lepidosauria; Squamata; Lacertidae
Gene: KLHL40
Product: kelch like family member 40
Exons: 6
Coding region: 47-1915 (622 amino acids)
Biological process (GO): negative regulation of proteasomal ubiquitin-dependent protein catabolic process; skeletal muscle fiber development; negative regulation of protein ubiquitination
Cellular component (GO): I band; A band
Molecular function (GO): protein binding
Source: RefSeq, a predicted model, not a curated record
GUGGGAAGAGAAGGCCGAGGAGGAGGAGGAGGAAGCAACCGGAGUCAUGGCCUUGCCGAUGGAACAAGCCGAGGAGUUGCGUCUCUACCAGCAAACCCUCCUCCAGGAUGGUCUGAAAGACAUGCUAGACCACAACAAGUUCCUCGACUGCGUCUUGAAAGUCAAAGGGAAAGAAUUCCCGUGCCACCGCCUGGUCCUUGCCGCCUGCAGCCCCUACUUCAGGGCUAUGUUCCUCUCGGACAUGGAGGAAAGCAAGAAAAAGGAGAUCGACUUGGAGGACGUCGAUCCAGAAGUCAUGGGGAAGAUCCUUCACUACAUCUACACUUCGGAACUAGACAUCACCGAGCAGAAUGUCCAGGACAUCUUCACGGUGGCCAACAUGUUCCAGAUCCCUUCCAUCUUCACCGUCUGCGUCUCCUUCCUGCAAAAGAGACUUUGCCUCAGCAACUGCCUGGCCAUUUUCAGGCUGGGCUUGAUGCUGGACUGUGCACGCCUAGCCAUAGCGGCGAGGGAUUUCAUAAGUGACCGCUUCGCCCUCAUCUCCCGGGACGAGGAGUUCAGCCAGCUCUCUCCCGACGAGCUCAUCGCCAUCAUCUCCACCGACUCGCUCAACGUAGAGAAGGAGGAGACCGUCUUCGAGGUGGUGAUGAAGUGGGCCACAGCCAAGGACCACGAGGCCCGGGCGAAGGCGCUCCCCGUGGUCUUUGAGAGCAUCCGCUUCCGACUCAUGGACAAAGGUUACUUCAAGGACCAGGUGGAGAAGCACGCCUUGGUCAAAUCCAGCCCAGAGCUCCUCAAGAAGCUCCAGAUGGUCAAGGAUGCCCAUGACGGGAAGUUGACGGUGGUGAGAAAGACGACGGGGAAGAAAAAGGGGGAGAAGAAAUCUGGCGACAAUGUCAUCAACGGAGAGGUAGAGCAAGAAGCAGGAGAGGAAGAGGAAGAGGAGGAGGCUCUCCCAGGGAUCUUGAACGACACAAUGCGCUUUGGGAUGUUUCUACAAGACCUUAUUUUCAUGGUCAGUGACUCAGGGGCCGUGGCUUACGAUCCGGGGGCCAACGAGUGCUUUUUCGCCUCCGUCUCCGCUCAGAUCCCAAAGAACCACGUCAGCCUGGUCACCCGCGAGAACCAGAUCUUCAUAGCAGGUGGAAUUUACUACAACGAGGACAAUAAAGAGGAUCCCAUGAACUCCUAUUUCUUGCAGUAUGACCACUUGGACUCAGACUGGCUCGGGAUGCCUCCCCUCCCAUCUCCGCGCUGCCUGUUUGGCCUCGGCGAGGCCGAAAACUCCAUCUUUGUGGUUGGCGGGAAAGAGCUGAAGGAAGGAGAAGAGACCUUGGACUCGGUCCUGUGCUAUGAUCGGCUGUCCUUUAAAUGGGGCGAUGCGGACUCCCUUCCUUACCCAGUCUAUGGCCACAGCGUGGUAUCCCAGAAUGACCUCAUCUACGCCAUCGGAGGCAAAGGAAAUGACAAGAAGUGCCUGAAAACACUCCUUGUCUACAACCCAAAGAAGUUUGAGUGGAAGGAAUUGGCUCCCAUGAAAACAGCGCGAUCACUCUUCGGGACGACGUUACACAACGGGAAAAUUUACGUGGUGGCCGGAGUGACCGAUUCCGGCUUGACCAGCUCGGUGGAAGUUUAUGACAUUGCAGCCAAUAAGUGGGAACCCUUGCCGGAAUUCCCCCAGGAGCGUAGCUCAGUCAGCCUGGUCAGCUUGGCAGGUACUCUCUACCUGAUUGGAGGAUUUGCCACCGUGGAGACAGAGUCGGGGGAACUGGUGCCAACAGAGCUCAAUGACGUUUGGAGGUACGACGAAGAAGGGAAGAAGUGGGAAGGUGUUCUCCGAGAGAUCCAGUACGCGUCAGGUGCCACGUUUCUGCCCGUGCGGCUCAACGUUCUGCGAUUAACAAAGAUGUGAUUUCACCCCAACAUCACUUUUAACUUCUUGCUACCAAGAUCUCUUUCUCUCCCUGCCUCCCCAAAAUUCUCUUUCUUUUGUAAGUCA